AGCAGGAGAAUGGGUACAACCACUAUAAAGACAGACACAAAAUGCUGGAAUAACUCAGCGGGACAGGCAGCAUCUCUGAAGAGAAGGUAUGGGUGAUGUCUUGGGUCAAGACCCUUCUUCAGACUAAGUGGGACUAGUGUAGAUGGUGCAUGUUGGUCGGCGUUGGCAAGUUGGGCCGAAGGGCCUGUUCCCAGCCAGCUCUAUGAUGGUAAUUGACGGUCAACGUGGAAAUGGUUUAGUUUUUAGUUUAAUUUAUUGUCACGUGUGCCGGGGUACAGUGAAAAGCUUGUGUUGCCUGCUAAGCAGCCAAAAUACAUGAUUACAAUCGAGCCAUACACACUGUACAGCUGCGUGAUAAGGGAAUAACGUUCAGUGCAAAGAUAAAGCCAGUAAAGUCCGAUCAAAAAUAGUCUGAUCAAAGGGUCCCCGAUGUGGUAGAUAGUAGCUCAGCCUGCAGCCUAGCUUGGCAGUAUUGCAGAUACGGCUCUACAGUUCCACGGGAGGGUGGAUGGAAAGAUAUUAAAGGAUGGAAAGAUUUUUUUUAUUGCAUUUUUUUAAAUUGGCGUGUGAUCAGCAGCGUGAGAGGGAUGUAUGGAUCCUAGUUGCAACAAUGUGAAUGGACAAGGUGGAAUCUGAAGUAGGGUCUCCACCCGAAACGUCACACAUUCCUUCUCACCAGAGAUGCUGCCUGUCCCGCUGAGCUGCUCCAGCAACUUUGCGUUCAUGUCUUCGGUGUAAACCAGCAUCUGCAGUUCCUUCCUUCGGCAGAGGUGGAGGCUAUUUGCCAAUCAGCCUGCAAAACAGCCCGGCGUUGGCAAUGAAGGGCUUUUGCAAACCUUUUGCGCCAGGGCUCCUGGCGGCUGCAGCUCGAAAACAGAUCCCCAAGAAAAACAAUUGCAAGGUCCCUUGAAUGAUUAAGUCGCAGGAUGCUUCUGCUCACCUUGCAAGCGUUGAGUCUGACAAGGCUCGCCCUGGGAUUGAGCCGGGCUGGAGCGGGUCAGUGCCCCAGCGCCUGCGAGUGCUCAGAGUGGAACUUACUUCAGAUCACCUGCAAAGCCAUCGAUCGCAUCCCGACCUUUCCCCCAAGCACGGAAAACAUUCGAUUCAUGGAGACUCAACUGAAGUCGAUCCCAACAGAAGGCUUCGCAAAGCUCCCAAACAUCACAAGGAUAUACAUUUCCAUUGACGCAACUCUUCAGAGAGUGGAAGCGAGAGCAUUCUUCAGCCUGGACAAACUCACGCACAUAGAGAUACGGAAUGCAAAGAGCUUAAGUCACAUCGACCCAGACGCUUUCAAGGAUCUCCCUAUUCUAAAAUACCUUGGGAUUUUCAACACCGGCCUGGCCAGGUUUCCCGACUUGACAAAAAUCCAUUCCACCGAUGUGAACUUCCUGAUUGAAAUCGCCGACAACCCUCUCAUUUCCACCAUCCCUGCCAACGCCUUUGGCGGACUGGGCAAUGAAUCACUCACUCUAAAGCUCUACAACAAUGGGUUCACUAAGGUCCAAGCUUACGCCUUUAAUGGAACCAAACUGGAUGCUCUAUACCUGCACAAGAAUAAGCUGCUGUCGUCCUUCAGUGAGGAUGUCUUCGCUGGUGUCUUGAGCGGUCCCACACUGCUAGAUGUGUCCCAGACCAGCGUGCACUCCCUCCCGACCAAAGGCCUGGAACCCUUGAAGGAACUAAUGGCCAAGAACACUUGGACCUUGAAGAAGCUGCCUCCUCUGAAGACCUUCCUGCACCUGACAAGAGCUGACCUCACCUACCCGAGCCAUUGCUGCGCCUUUAAGAACUGGAAGAAGAACAAGGGCCUGGUCUCCAGUUUUCCCUACAGGUUCCUGGAGUCAGUGAUGUGCAACCAGACCUUGGCCCGUGGUCUCAGGGGGAGAAGGUCCCGCGCUUUGCACAACCAAGACUACACGGAGGACGUUGCGGAUGACCGCGUCCCCGACCAAGCCUUGCAGCGCCGGGAUGUCCUCAGCAACUCCCACUACUACGUCUUCUUCGAAGAGCAAGGGGACGGAGACGUUGGCUUUGGUCAGGAGUUGAAGAACCCUCAGGUGGACCAAGUGCAAGCCUUGGACAGCCACUAUGAUUACGUGGUGUGCGGGGGGAGCGAGGAGAUAGUUUGCCGGCCAGAACCGGACGAGUUCAACCCUUGCGAGGACAUCAUGGGCUACGACUCAUUGCGGGUGAUGGUUUGGUUGGUCAGCCCGCUGGCCAUCCUGGGGAACAUCGCCGUCCUGGUCAUCCUGCUGACCAGCCGCUACAAGCUGACCGUGCCCCGGUUCCUGAUGUGCAACCUGGCCUUUGCAGACCUGUGCAUGGGCGUCUACCUCCUGCAGAUCGCCUCGGUCGACCUGUACACCCGCGGCGAGUACUACAACCACGCUAUCGACUGGCAGACGGGGCCGGGUUGCCGCUCGGCCGGCUUCUUCAGCGUCUUCGCCAGCGAGCUGUCCGUGUACACGCUGACCGCGAUCACGGCGGAGAGGUGGCACGCCAUCCGCUUCGCCCUGCGCCUGGACCGCAAGAUCCGGCGGCGGCAGGCGGCGCUGGUCAUGGCCGGCGGUUGGCUGGCUUGCUUCGCCCUGGCCCUCCUGCCCGUCCUGGGGGUCAGCAGCUACGUCAAGGUCAGCAUCUGCCUGCCCAUGGACACGGACAGCCUGCCCGCCCGCUCCUACGUGGUGACCGUGCUGCUGCUCAACGUCGCCGCCUUCCUCAUCGUGUGCGGCUGCUACGUCCGGAUCUACGCGGCCAUCCGGAGCCCCCGCCCCAAGGCCGGGGGCAAGGACGCCAAGAUGGCCAAGAAGAUGGCCGUCCUGAUCUUCACCGACUUCGCCUGCCUGGCCCCCAUCUCCUUCUACGCCCUGUCGGCCAUCCUGAGCAAACCCCUGAUCACCGUCACCAACUCCAAGAUCCUGCUGGUCCUCUUCUAUCCCCUCAACUCCUGCGCCAACCCCUUCCUCUACGGGCUCUUCACCACCGCCUUCCGCCGUGACGCUCUGGUGCUGUUGAGCAAGGUGGGGCUGUGCCGGCGGCAGGCGCAGUUGUACCGGGGACAGACGCUCACCGGGAGGAAGAGCAGCUCCUCCACCGGCGACACCGCCACCACCGCCGGCCUCGGCUGCGGCCCCCGCUGUCUCCGUGGCAACCGCCGGCCGGCAGCAGCAGCCCCCCUGCCCCGAGACUGGCGAGUGAGUGAACUCUGACCUCGGUUAGACCCAGAGUGCCGGAGUAACUCAGCGGGUCAGGCAGCAUCUCUGGAGAAAAGGAAUAGGUGAUGUUACGAACCAGGACCCUCCUUCAUGGUCCCUGGUCCAAUACGAUACAGUACGAUCUAACUUUAGUUAUCACAGGAGGG
Molecule: messenger RNA, 3364 nt
Organism: Leucoraja erinaceus (little skate)
Lineage: Eukaryota; Metazoa; Chordata; Chondrichthyes; Rajiformes; Rajidae
Gene: tshr
Product: thyroid stimulating hormone receptor
Exons: 10
Coding region: 927-3212 (761 amino acids)
Biological process (GO): G protein-coupled receptor signaling pathway
Cellular component (GO): membrane
Molecular function (GO): protein binding; thyroid-stimulating hormone receptor activity
Source: RefSeq, a predicted model, not a curated record